This is a messenger RNA of Adineta steineri, 2004 nucleotides long. Lineage: Eukaryota; Metazoa; Rotifera; Eurotatoria; Adinetida; Adinetidae. The record is from the annotation of a GenBank genome assembly.
AUGGCUGCAUUAUCAAGUAUUCCACAAUGUCAAAAUCUUGAAACAUUUACACUUGUUUGGCUCGAUAGUUUAGUUAAUAUUUCACAAGAAAAUAUUGAUACGAAGGUAUUACUUCGAAAUGCAAUUAAUAAUUUACAAGCAUUCGAUGAUAGUGAUAAAUGUGUGGAAUACAUUCAACUUGUGUCUGAAGAAAGAAUUGUUCUGAUUGUUAGUGGUCGACUAGGACGAGAAGUUGUACCACGUAUUCAUCAACUUCCACAUCUAAUUGCAAUCUAUGUUUAUUGUACUGAUAAGAAACGAAAUGAAGAAUGGGCUAAUAAUUAUAUGAAAAUAAAAGAUGUAAUCGUUGAUUUAACUACAUUAAUUACAAGAAUCCAAUCUGAUCAAAGUAAACGAAAUGAAUAUAAAAUUGAUGAACCAUUACCAAUAAGUUUUUUUCAUACAAAAACUCAUCAGAAAAAAAGUUCACGUAUUGAUAAUGAUAACUUUAUUCAUUUACAAGUAUUAAUCGAUUGUUUAAGUCGAAUGAAAUCGACUUUAAAGGAUAAAAAUGAACUUAUUUCAUUAUGUGAAAAUGAAUAUAAUGGAAAUCAAACUGAAUUAAAUGUUAUUCAUGAAUUUGAAGAAAAAUAUUCAGAAGAUCGAGCCAUAUGGUGGUUUACAAGAGAAAGUUUUGUUUGUCGUAUGUUAAAUAAAGCAUUUCAAGUUAUAAACAUCGAUUUAUUAUAUCAUUUACACUUUUUUAUUCGUGAUAUUCGAGAACAAUUAAUAGAAAAUAAAUGUUCAUCUGUAAUCCAUACUUAUCGUGCUCAAUUAAUGUCAAAUGAAGAAGUACAAGCAUUGAAAGAUUCUAUUGGAGAAUUAAUUUCAAUUAAUACAUUUCUUCCAACAAUCCCGAAUCAUCAACGAGCACUUACAAUUUUAGAAAAUUCAGAUAUGUCUCAUGAUUUAAAACGAGUUCUUUUUGAAAUAAAUGCCGAUCCACAAUUAAGUGAACUCAGACCAUUUAGUAAUAUUACUUCAUUAAAUUAUUUUACCGGUAUCGAAGUUAUCUUAUUCAUGGCCGGAACAAUUUUUCGUCCAACUGAUAUUCAUGAAGAAAAUGGUAUUUUAGUUAUUCAAAUGGAAGUAUGUAGUGAUAAUCAUAAAACAAUGAAGAUAAUUUUAGAAAAUAUGAAAGCUGAAUGUUAUAAUGGUGAAACGAAUCUACUUUCAUUUAGUAAUAUACUUUUAAAAAUGAAAAGAUUUGGUGAUUCGGAAAAAUAUUAUAAUCGAGUUUUACAUGAUAUGCCUAAUGAUUAUCAUUCAGUUGCACAUUGUUAUCAAGGACUUGGUAAUGUAGCUAUGGAAAAACAUGAUUAUGAUUUAUCUCUUGAAUGGUAUCAAAAAGCACUUGAUACGAAUCGACUUGUAUUAAGAUCGGAAGAUCCCGAAAUUGCUUCUGGAUAUAGUAUUAUGGCAGAUGCUUAUGUUAAGAAAGGUACAUUUAAUGAAGCAUAUGAAUUAUAUACACAAGCAUUACAAAUAUGGAUUCGUGCAUUAGGUAAAGAUCAUCCAAAAGUUGCAACAUGUUAUAAAAAUAUGGCUUGUGCUUUUAAAAUGGAAGAAAGAUAUUCCGAAGCACUUGAAUAUUUUACAAAAGCUUUGGCAAUUCGUGAAAAAAAAUCUUCCGAUCAUCAACUUGAUGUGGCUAAGUUACAUAACUAUAUUGCAGAUAUUUAUAUGUCACUUAAUGAUAUGGAUCAAGCAUUAAAACAUUAUAAUUCAGCUCUUGUAUGUCUUACAAAAAUUUAUUCUUCUAAACAUAUAGAUGUUUUAUUAAUCAUUCGAAAUAUUGGUCUGUGUUAUGAAACAUUGGGUGAUCUAAAUCAAGCUUUAGCACACUUUGAAAAAGUAGCUUUAAAACGUCGUCAGUUGUUAUUAUCAGAUCAUUCAGGUGUUAUUCAAAUUUCAGAUGAUAUUGAACGUGUAUCGUCUAAAUUGAGUAAUAUUGCAGAAUUUUAA